CUUAACUCCAUCUUUCAGAUCUCAGCUUACAAUAAAUACUGCAAUUGUUUACAUGCACAGGUUUUAUAUGCAUCAUUCCUUCACCAAAUUUAAUAGAAACGGUGAAGGGAGUGGUCUCAAAGGGAAUGAGAGUCACUUUUAAAUUCAUACUCCCAAGCCAUCUGGCACGUUCUUUGUAGACAAGGCAAAGGCCAAAGACUUAAUAAAUGUUAUCCAAAUCUUCAGAGUGGUUGGUCAGCUGAUAUCUUAAGUACUGCAUUCAUCCACUGCAAGAAGAAACUAACUGUUAGAAAUUAAAAAUAUACAAGAACCCAUUUUCAGACUUAGUUAUCUUUAAGCCUUUUUUAUUUAGAUAAUUCAAAUGGUUUCCUUAUAAAGCUUCAGACUUGGCAUACUUGUUGUCUUCAGUGAGGAGCAUAUAUACUGCUAGAGGUAAUGAUUGCUGAGCUACUCCUGAGAAACGACCUACUCUCACAAAUAAUUUCUCCUACUGCAUUGUUUUUGGCUGCUAAAGUAGAAGAACAGCCACGAAAACUGGAACAUGUUAUCAAAGUAGCACAUGCCUGCCUUCAUCCUCAAGAGCAACAGCUGGAUACAAAAAGUGAUGCAUACCUUCAGCAGGCCCAAGAACUGGUUAUACUUGAAACAAUAAUGCUUCAGACUUUAGGUUUUGAGAUUACCAUUGAACAUCCACACACAGAUGUUGUGAAAUGUACGCAGUUAGUGAGAGCAAGCAAGGAUUUGGCACAGACAUCUUAUUUCAUGGCUACCAACAGCCUGCACCUUACUACCUUCUGUCUUCAGUACAAACCCACAGUGAUAGCAUGUGUGUGCAUUCAUUUGGCAUGCAAGUGGUCCAAUUGGGAGAUUCCUGUAUCGACGGAUGGAAAGCAUUGGUGGGAAUAUGUUGAUCCUUCAGUUACUCUGGAAUUGCUGGAUGAGCUAACGCAUGAGUUUCUGCAAAUACUAGAGAAAACACCUAGCAGGCUGAAGAGGAUUCGUAACUGGAGGGCUAAUCAGGCUGCUAAGAAACCGAAAGGUGAUGGACAGGUGUCUGAGAAUUCUCUUCUUGGUUCAUCUUUGGUCCAGAAUUCCAUUUUGGUGGAUACUGUUACUGGUGUAUCUGCCAACCCAAGCUUCCAAAAACCAUCAACGUCGACCUUUCCUGCACCAUUACCUCUGAACUCAGGGAGUAUGUCAAGAAUGCCAAGUACCUCAUAUAGUUUGGCAUCGCACCAGGAAUGGCCUCAACAUCAAGAUCAAACAAGGACCGAACAAAUAUAUUCUCAGAAACAGGAAACUUCAUUACCUGGUAAUCAGUACAAUCUGAACUUUCAACCAGGAACUUCUGUACAGUUGCAUUCUGGAUUACAUCACAGAACUGAAAAACUUACUGAGCAUUCCACUGGUAAACAAGACUAUGCUCACAAGUUGGGAAACAAACACCAUGGACAGGUUGCUGCUCCUGUAAUUCCUCAAAAAAUGUCCUUGGAUAAAUACAGAGAGAAACGCAAACUAGAAACGCUUGAACUGGAUGUAAGGGAACAUUAUGUAGCUACCCAAAUAGAACAGCAACAUAAAAAGCACAUCCAACCACAAGCAGCCAGUAGCAGUUCUGUAACGUCACCUAUUAAAAUGAAAAUUCCUGUUGCAAAUGCAGAGAAACCAGAAAAACAUGUGUCUGAUAAAAAAGAAAAGGGUGGAUCACUCAAACUGCGAAUACCAAUCCCAUCUGCAGAAAAGGGUUCUAGUAAAGAAGAUCUGAAAGUGAAAAUUAAAGUUUCUUCAGAAAGACAUAGUUCGUCGGAUGAGGGCAGUGGAAAAAGCAAGCACUCGAGUCCGCUUGUUAGCAAAGACCAUAAGGAAAAGCACAAAGAACAUUCUACAAAUCGCCAUCACAGUAGCAGUCACAAGCAUUCACAUAGUGGUAGCAGUAAAAAUAACAUUGAUGGAAUAACACCAGCUGUUUUGAAGAGUCCUGUUGGCCUGAGUAGUGAUGGUAAUUCCUCUAGUUCCGGCUCUUCACGAAAGAAGUUGCACAGCAAUGAUGCUUCUCACAACCACCACUCCAAAAUGAGCAAAAGUUCCAAAAGUUCAGGUAGUUCAUCUAGUUCUUCCUCCUCUGUUAAGCAGUAUGUAUCCUCUCACAACUCUGUUUUUAACCUUCCCUUACCCCCUCCUCCCCCUGUCACAUACCAGGUGGGCUACGGACAUCUCAGCACCCUCGUGAAACUGGACAAGAAGCCAGUGGAGAACGGUCCUGAUGCCAGUCACGAGUACAGUACAAACAGCCAGCAUAUGGACUACAAAGAUACAUUCGACAUGCUGGAUUCGCUGUUAAGUGCCCAAGGAAUGAAUAUGUAAUCAAUUGUUUAGGUCACUUUUUCCUUUAUAUAAUUUUUUUAAUUUAAGAAUUGUUAGAAUGGAAAACUUCCUAAUCUAGCAGUAGCAACACCAACUGUUGUUGCCACGGUUUCAGUAUAUGUAAGUGCUGCUUUAUCCUUCACUCUGAAGAGGUAUAGUAAACAAGUCUUUAUCUCCACAUACAAUAGUGUUAUAAAUACUGUAAUAGCAUGGAAGGUGCAAAAAUCUCAGUAUUUCUACAACUGCAGCUAAGAACUGUAGAAUGAUCAUCUGCUUUCAGGUGUCUAGGAUGCCUCAAGCAUUGAUUAUUUAUAAUUUUGAAAACUACAGCCACCAUUUUUGUUGCUUAGCUUUUGAAUGAGUGUAAUUGUUUUCUUGUGUAUUUAUACUGUAUGUAUGAUUUGCAUGUUUCAAAGAUAAAGGGAUUAAAAACAGUAUACUGACAACUGUUUACAAGAAAGUGGAGAAAAAUGUACAUACAUUUUUGUAUGUUUAGAUAUACCAUAAAUACUCAGGAUUGGAGCUGCUUGUAAGUAUAACAAAAUAUACAUAACUUUAUUUUAUCUUGUGUCAGAGUCCAUCAGUAAUCUAAACAAAGGUGACACUUUGUCAUGUUUAUCUUGAACUGUAGGCCUUAUUGGAAGCUGUUUAAAAGGGCACUUCACUAGAGUGGGUAAUCCAGUAACAUGUAUGAGCAUCCAUAGAGAGCAUCACCAAUGAGGCAAAUAAAGGAUUUUCAGCCUCAUUUUGCUGAUCGUGACCAGAUUGACUGCUGAAAUGCACCCUUAGCUUUCUGAAGGAAAAGAAGAAUAAAAGUUUACAUAAUUUUUUGAUGUGAAGUGCAUUUAAAUGUAUUGGCUUGAUGCAGUAAUAUAGGCAGAGCUGUUACUUAAUGAUUACGUAGAUUAAUGUGAUUUAAGAACUGAAAGUCAUAAAAACUUAUAGUGAAAAAUUAGUAAGUUGUUUUUUAAACUUUAAUACCAUAAGUUAUUUUAAUAGUAAACAGAGAUCACUGUUUCCAUUAGCAUUUCAGAAUAACAGCCAUGUUCUGAAUUCCAAAAAGUGUACUUGUGUGUGAUGCCAUAUUUCUUUUACAGGUGAGAAUGCUGUCUUCACAAUAAAUAAGCGUUAAACUAUAUCCCAAUUUUCCUUUAUAUUUCAACAAUAAAAUAGUUACCACUGAAUCUAUGUGCUUUGUACUUGUGAUAUUAGUUACAAAAUUGGAGAUGACUUGUUUUGUUUUUCAGCUGUGGAAAAAAAUUACUCCAAUUAAACCACUAGUAUACACUUUGUCUGCAAGUGUCACAAUAUGGCUUAUAUACUGUUUGCAGUCUUCUGUCUUUUUAGAAGAAAUAAGAGGCUUGAAUGUUUAUAUAUCAUUUUUGUUGAAAGCCAAUACUACAGUUCCGUUUUACCAGCUGACAGUUACAUAACUCUGUGAUUGUGCUUAAUAUCAUUAAUGUGCUUAAUAUCAUUAAUAAGCUAUUAAUGAAUUCAACAUAUAUUCAUUAUGCGAUAGCAAAAGCUGGUUCCUAGUGAUUGUUUUGAUUUUAAAAAAUAUAGAAAAAAUGAAGUUUUGCUAAAUCAUCUGUACAUGCAGCUAGUGCUUGGUGUAAUUGGUUGCAAACACUAGCCCUUUAGUUCCAUUGUUAAAUAAAAUGCUUUAAACCACAAUAUUGUUCAGUAUCUACCAGUUUGUAGUUGCUAUAUUAUGUAACUACAGGUAUAUCAAUUACUAUGUAAUACUCAGUUUCCAGUAAUGCAAAAGCUUGUAACUAAGUUGUAGUUGAACAGUGGACACUAUUUUUUAAAUCUAAACAUUUACAUUGAAAAAAAUAAUAUAUCUAGGUCCACACUGAGCCUUUGCCCAUGGAAAUAUAGGAUACAGAUCUUUACCCUUAACAGCUCUGAAUUUUUCUACAUUCAGAAAAAUAUAUAUUUCAACAUUACUACACUUGUUUGCAUUGUUGGAUAUGUUCUAACUCUUAAGUUUGUCUCCUGUUCAAAACAGCACUAAGUCUGAAGAAUUGUUGACAAAUGUAAGCACUGUAAACUGUUCUAAACUAAUAUGCAGAGGUAGAAAAUAAAAUAACAGUAAAUUGUAUUAAAAUACUUUUUUUAAAAGUAUCAAUAUUUGCUUGAAAGCCUGUUACAUUAACUGUAUCAUGAAAUGCAUUUUAUGCAUCCAAUCUGGAUACAGCAAUAUAUUCUACUAUAAAUAUAGCAUUUAAUGUUAAUAAUGUGGAGAUGAAAUGUCAGGCAGGUGAUUAAAGCAAAUGGAAAAAAACAAGAGAUUUUCACUUGAGGUGAUGACUUACAUAAAUUCAGAUUGAUUUUCGGGGGAUUGUGAAACUACAUUGACAACAGGUUGCUAUUCUAGGUUAAUGUGAAACAAACAGUGAGUUCAAUUUCUUUGUAAAAAAAAAAAAAAUCCACAAAUAAGAUUAUUUUUAGUUUGCAUUAUAAUUGUGUAAAUAUGUAUAUCUCUGUACUGAAGUCUUGCUCUCUGAAAUUAGGUGGAUCUGGGGAGAAAAAGCAACAUAUCACUAAUUCACGCUGAAUGCAAUCCAUUGCAAAUUACUGAACUUUGAAUAAAUAGCAUGAUCCAGCUGUUUACAGGAUCAGCAUUGGUCCCAUCAGUGAAUGAAAAAAUGCAAUAAAAAUAUAAUACACCACAAUGUACUUUGUUCACUUUGAUUAUAGUUUUGUUACAAUGUUGAGUGAAUAUAUUAGAAAAUACACUAUGUAUUUUGUAAAAAUGAAGUCUUAAUCUGAAACCUCACUACAGUGCUCAGCUAUUAAAUCUCUUUGUGAUAUGUUGAAGUGUGUGGAUUGAGAUUCUACUGUAUGUUGAAUCUUUAGUCUCCUUGCUAAUAAUGGUGGAAGUACUGAAUUAAAGUACUCUAGACAAUGUACUGUAUCUUGCUGUGGUUUAGUAUUUUUGGUAUUUGGAUAAAAUUGAAGUGCUGUGUGUAUAUAUAGAUAGCCUUUCUGCUCAUUGUAGAUAAAUGUUUCAUGUUAAAAUAGCCAGUUGCAUUUUUAAACAUCCCUUUUAUGAGAUUAAAACUUCACUUGUCUUUUUCAAAGACAACUUGUGUAAAAGCUAUUUAUUAAUAAAAUACCUUGCCUCAUCACUCU
Pelodiscus sinensis (Chinese soft-shelled turtle) is the source of this 5502-nucleotide messenger RNA. RefSeq names its product cyclin T2 (gene CCNT2). The record is from RefSeq and is a predicted model, not a curated record. Gene Ontology annotation, biological process: regulation of transcription by RNA polymerase II. Gene Ontology annotation, molecular function: cyclin-dependent protein serine/threonine kinase regulator activity. NCBI's taxonomy places the organism in Eukaryota, Metazoa, Chordata, Testudines, Trionychidae.